UCUCUCUCUCUCUCUCUCGUACAUUUUACGCACGUACAUUGGGAGGAUCAAAACAAAUUGUUUAUAUCUACCCGGAAGCAUUUGAGUGUUGCGCCACACACUUUACAAUGGCAGCAUGUGUAAACGAGGAUGACACUAAUGAGGACAUCAACGACCCCGGCGCGGCUCCGUAUGGAAACUUUAUCAAUUAUUACACUUUUAACCCACCGGAGAACAGAUUAAGUGUUAUUCCCAGAACACUUCUUAAGGAUUUAGGCUACAACGACCCCCGUCAAACAACAUUGCUGCUGGACGUGGGCUGUAACUCGGGGGAACUAAGUGUCGCCCUCUACAAGCAUCUGGUGGAGACGCAAGGCGGAACCAACGUUCACCUACUGGGCUUGGAUCUGGACGAGACCCUCAUCGGGCGAGCCCAGGAGAAUAACCCCCUCCAGGGCGUCGUCACCUUCACCCUGUUGGACAUCACCGGUGACUGCGCGCCGCUGCGGGAACACCUGGCCCGUCACGAGCGCUCCAGCUUUCACCUGACCCUGUGCCUGGCCGUCACCAUGUGGGUCCACCUGAACCACGGCGACGCCGGCCUGCUGCGGUUGCUCUCACGACUGGCCGAGCUUAGCCGGCAUCUUCUGCUGGAGGCGCAGCCCUGGAAGUGCUACCGCUCGGCGGCCCGCAGGCUUAGGAAGCUUGGGCGCUCGGACUUUGACCAUUUCAAGAGUCUUAAAGUGCGCGGGGACAUGAGCGAACACGCCAGGCAGCAUCUGGAGAAACAUUGCGACAUGGAGAUGGUACGCAGCUUCGGCAGAACCGCGUGGGACAGGAAAUUGUUGCUUUUUAAGAGGAAGUGAGAUCGAAGUACAGUACAGUUUUUUCGAGUGGAAACACGCACUCACUAAAAUUAUUGUAAAUGCUAUUCCAGUAUCCCCCCCAAACCCAACAACGAGUGUUUCUCAAUAGAAAAAAAAAUAGCACUACGCAGUAUUUAACAUUAUUAAAACAUACAAACAGAAAGUUAAGGCUAAUAGUUGGUGCAUCUUGAUUUCAUGCUUUUUUUUUACAAUAAAAACAAACUCACUUUAA
Molecule: messenger RNA, 1077 nt
Organism: Hippocampus comes (tiger tail seahorse)
Lineage: Eukaryota; Metazoa; Chordata; Actinopteri; Syngnathiformes; Syngnathidae
Gene: bcdin3d
Product: BCDIN3 domain containing
Exons: 2
Coding region: 108-845 (245 amino acids)
Biological process (GO): negative regulation of pre-miRNA processing
Cellular component (GO): cytoplasm
Molecular function (GO): RNA methyltransferase activity; O-methyltransferase activity
Source: RefSeq, a predicted model, not a curated record